CUGGGAGAAGUAGGCAGGCACCUCCUCAGUCGUGGUCCUCCUCCGGUGUCCUCCCCCGGUGUCCUCGCGUCCUCGGCGGCGGACUCCCCUCGGACCAGCCCUGUGUGCAUGUGGAGGUUCUACCGCCAUGUAACAAGCAGGACAACCGACCCCUUCUCCCCCCAGGACGGACACACAACACACACACAAUGGCCGUCGAGAACGUCAGCGUGGUGUUCAAGCUGUACUGCCUGACGGUGAUGACCCUGGUGGCGGCCACGUACACGGUGGUGCUCCGGUACACCAGGACCAUCUCCUCCGGGGACCUGUACUUCUCCACCACGGCCGUGUGCAUCACCGAGGUCAUUAAACUCGUCCUGAGCCUGGGCAUGUUGACAAAAGAGACGGGAAGCCUGAGCCGGCUGAAGAACGCCCUGGUGGAGCACGUGCUCUACAGCCCCAAGGAGCUGCUGAAGCUCAGCGUGCCCUCGGUCGUCUACGGAGUUCAGAACAACAUGGCCUUCCUGGCCCUGAGCAACCUCGAUGCUGCAGUGUAUCAGGUGACCUAUCAGCUGAAGAUCCCGUGCACGGCCCUGUGCACGGUCCUCAUGCUGAACCGCUCUCUGAGCCGGCUGCAGUGGUUCUCUGUCUUCAUGCUCUGCGGAGGAGUCACACUCGUACAGUGGAGGCCUGUUGAAGCCACCAAAGUCCAGAUCGAGCAAAAUCCUUUGGUUGGCUUCAUGGCCAUCGCCAUUGCUGUCAUCUGCUCUGGAUUUGCAGGUGUUUACUUUGAGAAGGUGCUGAAGAGCUCCGACACGUCUCUGUGGGUGAGGAACAUACAGAUGUACCUGUCGGGCAUUGUGGUCACACUGAUGGGAGUUUUCAUGAAGGACGGUGAAAACGUCCUGGAAAAAGGCUUCUUCUUCGGCUACACGCCCUGGGUGUGCUUUGUAGUGUUGCUGGCCAGUGUGGGAGGUCUGUACACGUCGGUGGUGGUGAAGUACACGGACAACAUCAUGAAAGGCUUCUCCGCUGCGGCCGCCAUCGUCAUCUCCACUGUGGCAUCUGUCAUCUUGUUUGGUCUGAAGAUAACUAUCACAUUUGCCUCUGGUGCCUUCCUCGUGUGCGUCUCCAUCUACCUGUAUGGACUUCCAAAGCUAGACACGUCCAAUCUGAGCCGGAAGGACGCAGAGUCCAAACAGAAACUGAUCACUGUGUGAGUGAGCGAGCUGCAGCAGGACCAGGUGUGCUGGACGGCGUGUGGAGGUCAAGAGGCUCCGCCCUCGGGGGAUCAGGGAGCCGAUCCAGCUGUUUUCCAGAUGAACACUCGGUUGGACUCGCUCCGUUUUCAGUUCAUCACGUCGACGACAGCUUUCGUUACACUUCUAUGUUUCAAUCCAGCUCACCAGAAAUCGUAGUUUUUUUUAAAUUUUAUUAAGUCAAAUUCAUAUUUGAUUAUUUUUUAAAGUUUGUAAAUAAUGUGAGGCAAUCAGUGAAGUAUUGUUUUCAUCUUCAACCACGCUGGAGUGAAAUGAUUCAACUAUAUACACGUUUACUUUGGGGCCUCCAUAUAUUUUAUCAGAGGCGUUUGAAUAUCAUAACUCCUUCUAACAGAGUUAUUUUAAUUAGUCGAUUUUAAAACCGGUCUCUUAUGCUCAUAACCACAUACUGCUGAUUCUCAACAGGCCCACGCCACAGGAGAACAAACAUGGAAAGGAGAAGGUUGCAUGUGUGAUGUUUAAUAUCUUCACUGUCUCGUGUCUUUCGUAUCAGAUCUGUGUUGGAUUCUGCUUUGUUUUAAAGCUAUUAUUAAAUUUCAAUGGAAAUAUGUUACAAACAAA
Limanda limanda (common dab) is the source of this 1820-nucleotide messenger RNA. It is a transcript of the gene slc35a1, whose product is annotated as solute carrier family 35 member A1. The record is from RefSeq and is a predicted model, not a curated record. Gene Ontology annotation, biological process: pyrimidine nucleotide-sugar transmembrane transport. Gene Ontology annotation, molecular function: pyrimidine nucleotide-sugar transmembrane transporter activity. Gene Ontology annotation, cellular component: Golgi membrane. The transcript is spliced from 8 exons. Lineage: Eukaryota; Metazoa; Chordata; Actinopteri; Pleuronectiformes; Pleuronectidae. The coding region runs from base 189 to 1199 and encodes 336 amino acids.